Messenger RNA from Quercus robur (English oak), 833 nucleotides. RefSeq names its product dirigent protein 5-like. The coding region runs from base 81 to 623 and encodes 180 amino acids. The record is from RefSeq and is a predicted model, not a curated record. NCBI's taxonomy places the organism in Eukaryota, Viridiplantae, Streptophyta, Magnoliopsida, Fagales, Fagaceae. The transcript has a single exon.
GCAGCCCUUGAAAGCUGCCUAUAUAAACUGCAUUACGCUGCCUAUCUCUAGCACAAAAGCCAUUAGCCAAAAAGCAAACAAUGGGAGAGCUAGUAGUGAAAUCUUGCUUCAUUCUCUUCUUCUUCUUUGUUAUAUGCCAAUCUUCGUUGGCAUCCAAAAAACCAUUGAGACAACCAUGUAAGCGUCUUGAGCUUUACUACCAUGAUAUUCUCUUUGAUGGCACGGAUUUGGCUAAUGCAACAUCCGCUAAAGUUGCAAAUCAGACUACUCUUGGCAACUUCAAAUUUGGCAUGCUGGUUGUCUUUGAUGAUCCUGUUACUUUGGACAGCCACCUUCUUUCUCCUCCAGUUGCAAGAGCUCAAGGAUUCUAUUUCUAUGACAAGAAGAACGAUUACAAUGCAUGGUUUGCCUUCACAUUGGUCUUCAACUCGACCCAAUAUAAAGGUACACUGAACAUUAUGGGUGCAGAUUUAAUGGCAGCUGACACAAGAGACCUCUCAGUUGUUGGUGGCACUGGAGACUUUUUCUUGACAAAAGGGAUUGCAACAAUUCAGACUGACGUUUUUCAGGGAGCCAACUACUUUCGCCUGAAGAUGGAUAUUAAGUUAUACGAAUGUUAUUAGAUAUAGAAUGCAAUUCACAUAUCAAAUAUGUGGGCUACAUAUGCGUCUUUGUAUUGGUAAUUAGUACAAGUUCACUAGGGAGUGAGGGAGUAUGGAAUACUUUGCCAUGCUCUAUGCUGUUCGAUCUAUCCGCUUAGAAUUGCUACUUUCUUUUUGUUUGCUGUUCGUAACUGUGUCCUAAAUUAUAAAUAAAACUUUGUGUUAUGCGAA